Messenger RNA from Trypanosoma conorhini, 369 nucleotides. Its product is annotated as p53 and DNA damage-regulated protein 1. Lineage: Eukaryota; Euglenozoa; Kinetoplastea; Trypanosomatida; Trypanosomatidae. The coding region runs from base 1 to 369 and encodes 122 amino acids. The transcript has a single exon. The record is from RefSeq and is a predicted model, not a curated record.
AUGGACCUUGAUGCCACGCACACUGCACGCGUGGAGCUUGCCGCCGAAGGAGUGGCGGAGGCCAAGCAGUACCUCGUAGAUCUUGAUCGACGUCAGCAUCAGUACAGAGAGGCGACCCGCGUUCUGAGAAAAUCCGAGGUGAUAGAAGAUACUUGGCUAUUGUGUAGUGGUAGGGUGUUUGUGAAGUCAAAUUUAAAGCCCAAGGGUACACUAAACUACCUCACCUGGAAACUGUCUGCUGGAGAGAAAGAAAUAGAGAAUGGACGUGAAGAGUUGAAGGCAAAGGUAGCUUCUCUGGCAGAACUUGAGGGUCCAGAUGAAGCACUUUCGAAGCUUUUUCGGGGAUUUGAGUUAAAAGCGACAAAGUAA